AUGGAGGCGGAGGUGAAGGUGGUGGAGGCGACGGCGGAGGCGGGCUGGGUGGAGGCGGGCUGGGCGGAGGUGGGCUCGGGGGUGGUGGCGACGGCGGAGGCGGCGAAGGAGGAGGCGGUGAAGGCGGAGGGGGCGAGGGUGGCGGAGGUGACGGCGGUGGUGGUGAAGGGGGUGGUGGUGAAGGAGGGGGAGGCGACGGUGGCGGCGGAGAGGGCGGUGGUGGCGACGGAGGGGGCGGUGAGGGGGGCGGGCUCGGCGGCGGCGGGGAGGGCGGCGGCGGCGAGGGCGGGGGUGGCGAGGGCGGGGGCGGCGACGGAGGGGGCGGCGAGGGUGGGGGUGGCGACGGAGGGGGCGGGGAGGGCGGCGGCGGUGAGGGGGGCGGCGGGCUCGGCGGAGGUGGGGACGGAGGAGGCGGCGAGGGCGGAGGCGGCGACGGGGGCGGCGGGCUGGGAGGCGGCGGCGAGGGCGGAGGAGGCGAGGGCGGAGGAGGCGAGGGCGGCGGCGGGCUGGGCGGGGGAGGCGACGGAGGAGGCGGGCUGGGUGGUGGUGGCGAGGGCGGCGGCGGGGAGGGCGGCGGCGGACUCGGAGGCGGCGGUGAAGGAGGUGGCGGCGAGGGCGGCGGAGGCGAGGGUGGAGGGGGCGAUGGUGGCGGCGGGCUUGGAGGAGGCGGCGACGGCGGUGGUGGAGAAGGUGGUGGAGGCGACGGCGGAGGCGGGCUGGGUGGAGGCGGGCUGGGCGGAGGUGGGCUCGGGGGUGGUGGCGACGGCGGAGGCGGCGAAGGAGGAGGCGGUGAAGGCGGAGGGGGCGAGGGUGGCGGAGGUGACGGCGGUGGUGGUGAAGGGGGUGGUGGCGAAGGAGGGGGAGGCGACGGUGGCGGCGGAGAGGGCGGUGGCGGCGAGGGCGGUGGCGGCGAGGGCGGCGGCGGCGAGGGCGGCGGCGGCGACGGAGGUGGCGGGCUGGGCGGUGGAGGCGAGGGCGGUGGGGGCGACGGAGGCGGCGGACUCGGAGGGGGCGGGCUUGGCGGUGGAGGCGAGGGCGGAGGCGGGCUUGGAGGUGGUGGGCUGGGUGGAGGUGGGCUUGGUGGCGGCGGCGAGGGAGGCGGAGGGCUGGGCGGGGGCGGGCUUGGCGGUGGUGGCGAGGGCGGUGGCGGUGAUGGAGGCGGAGGUGAGGGUGGCGGCGGCGAAGGGGGUGGGGGAGAGGGCGGCGGUGGAGAGGGCGGGGGCGGCGAAGGCGGGGGCGGUGAGGGCGGAGGAGGAGAGGGUGGCGGCGGCGAGGGUGGCGGCGGGCUCGGUGGCGGCGGUGAGGGCGGCGGAGGCGAGGGCGGCGGUGGAGAGGGAGGAGGCGGCGAUGGCGGUGGCGGCGAGGGAGGCGGCGGGGACGGCGGUGGUGGAGACGGAGGAGGCGGUGAAGGUGGAGGCUGUCUCGGCGGCGGCG
Molecule: messenger RNA, 1434 nt
Organism: Emiliania huxleyi CCMP1516
Lineage: Eukaryota; Haptophyta; Isochrysidales; Noelaerhabdaceae
Exons: 3
Source: RefSeq, a predicted model, not a curated record